GCAUGCGUUGUUGCAUUGGCCGUCGGCGCCAUCUUGGAAUUUGCACCACGUUUUUAUCAAAAUCGCCGAUCUUUAUAUAUUUUGUACCAAAGCCCGUUCGUAUAGUGUUGGGGAUACUUUUUGUGCACACAGAAUGCUUCUUCAAUGAAUCUUUUGGUUUUUUUGUACCUUUAAAAUGUCCAGUGCUGCCGGGACCUCUGGUGGACAGACACAGAAAUGCUACGGGAUCACAUCGCCGAUAUCUUUGGCAGGUCCCAAGCCCGGGGACAUAGCAUCAACAAAAGCUCUUGAAGAGUCUCUCAAACCUUAUGGAGUAUUUGAAACAGAAGAAGAGCUUCAGCACAGGAUGGUUGUCCUUGCAAAGCUUAAUACCUUGGUCAAACAGUGGAUCAUUGAUACCAGUUUAUCAAAGAACAUGCCAGAAUCUGUGGCCAACUCAGUAGGAGGAAAGAUCUUUACUUUUGGUUCAUACAGGCUGGGUGUGCAUACUAAAGGUGCUGAUAUUGAUACGCUUCUUGUUGCUCCUCGACAUAUUGACCGUUCUGACUUCUUUGGAACAUUCUAUGAGAUCCUCAAGAACAAUGAAGAUGUGAGAGAUUUGCAUGCAGUUGAAAAUGCAUUUGUUCCUGUCAUCAAGUUGGUAUUCUGCAAGAUAGAGAUGGAUUUGCUGUUUGCACGACUAGCUCUGCCUGAAGUGCCAGAUGACUUGAGUCUUUUAGAUGAGAGUUUACUUAAAAACUUGGAUCCAAAGUGUGUUAGAAGUUUGAAUGGUUGCCGUGUUACAGAUGAAAUUCUCCACUUGGUUCCCAACAUAGAAAACUUCCGUCUUACAUUAAGAGCAGUCAAACUGUGGGCAAAAAAUCGUGGGAUCUACUCCAAUGUGUUAGGUUUCCUCGGUGGUGUGUCAUGGGCUAUGUUAGUAGCUCGUACAUGUCAGUUGUAUCCAAAUGCAGUGGCAGCUACACUACUACAAAAGUUCUUCCUUGUAUUUUCAAAAUGGGAAUGGCCAAACCCAGUGUUGCUGAAAAACAUCACUCCACCAAGUGACAACAAAGUGGAAUUAAAUUUUCCAGUGUGGGAUCCAAGGGUAAAUACGCAAAUUAUAUGUGAAACUCUGCAUGCUCUUGGGUUGUCCUUGACCACCCAAUAG
Messenger RNA from Orbicella faveolata, 1150 nucleotides. RefSeq names its product poly(A) polymerase beta-like. The record is from RefSeq and is a predicted model, not a curated record. Gene Ontology annotation, cellular component: nucleus. Gene Ontology annotation, molecular function: poly(A) RNA polymerase activity; RNA binding. Lineage: Eukaryota; Metazoa; Cnidaria; Anthozoa; Scleractinia; Merulinidae. Gene Ontology annotation, biological process: RNA 3'-end processing.